Molecule: messenger RNA, 1002 nt
Organism: Saxophila tyrrhenica
Lineage: Eukaryota; Fungi; Ascomycota; Dothideomycetes; Mycosphaerellales; Extremaceae
Exons: 1
Coding region: 1-1002 (333 amino acids)
Biological process (GO): protein phosphorylation
Molecular function (GO): protein kinase activity; ATP binding
Source: RefSeq, a predicted model, not a curated record
AUGACUCUCAUCGCAGCGACCAGUACAGGGAUCGUGCUCAGUGAUCAUCGGGAAGCUGACCAAGACGCAUGCCAGGAGGGAUUCCAAGACCGCUUCGAACUCGUGCAUGCAGCUGGAGUGGGUUUUUUUGGCAUCGUCUUCUAUGCCCUCGUCAAAUCCGAUUUUGCCUUCGAGCAGUCUCGACUGACAGAUGAUCCGUCCAGAUAUGAAGGUGCAGGGGGCCUCGGGAAGAUCCAGGCUGUCAAGAUUUGUAAUCCGAUGUGCCCGUCCGGCGUCAAAGCCAGCGCUAGCUAUCUUGUCAAGGAGAUCACGGCCAUGCGGACAGUCUGGUCGAGGAUGGAAAAGUCCGUUCACCUCAAUUUUGUCAAACUACACGAUUACAGCAUAUCGAACGCGCCAUGGUACAGUAUGGAGCCGGUGAUGUCCGGGCUGACACUCGAAAAGCUCUACGUUACCACUCAAGCAUGGCAAUCGACUGUUCCCGAGGAACUGGCUUUCCAUAUCGUCGAUCAGCUCACCAAAGCAUGCCUUUUUCUGUAUGAGAAGUGUAACAUUGUUCGUGCAGACACUAAUCGCGAGAACUUCAUGCUUCGCUAUCCCGGGAGACAAACUCCACUGCUGCCGGACGUGGUCCUGAUUGAUUGGUCGUUAUGGGAAGAGGCUGACGCAGGGCGUAUCGCCAAAGACACAAGGAAAAUGUACGAAGCAGUGUUCCCAGUGCUUUUCGAAGGAGGGUGGACAUGCGGAGCAAGUCAUAGCCAGCUCGGCUGCGCAAUCGACAAUGCUACACAUAGCAAAGCAUGGCUGGAUCUGUACAACACUAUGAGCGCGAAGGCAUCUUCUAUUCAGCGUCUUGGAGAGGGCGUUGCUAUCGCAGCAAAAGAGUCCAGACAGAGAGUCGAAGCGGACAGUCAGGUGGCAAAUGUGGUCAGGGUCUUGAUGGUCACUGCAGGAGACCGUUUCACUGAGACAAGUCUGCGACGGGCUCUGAUGACGGGUUGA